AGGAGUGGGUACACUGAGAGAACAGCGUGUCUUACUUUUACCCCAUAGACUGUAUAUACUAUAGACAACUUGGUUCCACCUUCCGCUAGUAUACAGAUUUGAAGCCAAAAAGCUCUCGGUAAUUCCGUGUUUUCUCUCCAUUUCCUGAAACCAACACUGCGCAGUGGCAUUGUGUGCAUUUGGCGGGAGAGUCGCUGUGAUGACACUCGGCUCAAACAGCAUAUCUCCCGAGUGAGCUACACAAUCCUUGUACGCCCAUUGGCUGUAUCAGGUGUCAAUAAUAGAAAACAUGAACACCAUAAUAACUUUUGAAAAUGGAGGGAAAAAUGGGGGAAAAAAUGUAUGUUCUGUGUAAUAAAUUUAUAAAGUUUGUCCACAGCUCCAUAAGCUUUGCUGGCGGAGGCGGGGUUUAUGACCUAUACUGCAUCCCGUCAACAGAGGGUACUGUUCUUGCAGUGGCUUCACCAAGCAAGGAGGCAGACGCUGUCCAUUCUAUAUACAGUCUAUGGGAGGUACACUGAGGGAACAGCCUUUGUUACUUUUACUCACAGCGAAUAUUCAUAGUAUUGAGACGACAGGGGAGGUUUCUUUUUUUUUUUAUCAUAAUAACCUUCUAAAAGACGAGACUGCAUCAGCAACAAUAAAAGGUUUACCACUUUGUUCACUGAAUUCCACAUAAACAGAAAACCCUCUUUGGAGCUUUAAAUUUAAUGUACUAACAAUGCAGCUUGUAGUUGUAGUUGUAUGGUGCACUAGUGCACUAGUUUACAAUGAAGAAAUCAAAUAAACUUGUUGUCUUUAAGUUGUUUUACAUUUAUGUCAGGCUACAGCUUUGCAAUUAUAUUAGUUUCUGUUAGUAAGCACCUCUCCUUAUAGCUUCUGUUUUAACAGUCACUGUUAUGGGAGGAGUUUCUUGCUAUUUUAAAAUUUAGGGAACAGACAUAACCUUAAGGUUUUCAUGACACAAAGAAUGGCAGAAAAUGUAUAGUUUUAUUUAGUCUACCUUAAAGAGAUAUUCCAGCAUAUAAUUAAUUUAGAUUCAAACACACCGUAACACCAAGUUAGACACUCCCUCCAGAGAUGAAUGUUGCAGACCGCUUGCUUCUCCAGUUAUACCAACUUCAGUAACGACUGCACGAUAGCAAAACACAGCAGUCUGAGGAGCCACACACAAACCUCAACCAAAACGCCACUCUAUAGCCACAAAUAAUGCUCAGAACAGCACCUAACUUCAUCAACAGUAUCAUGCUGUCGUUACUUAAGUUGGUAUAACUAGAGAAGCAAAUGGUCGGCAACAUUCAUCUUUCGAGGGGCUGUCUAAGUCUGUGUUACCGUGUGUUUGACCCUAAAUUAAUUUUACGCCAGAAUAUCCCUUUAAACAGGUCAAAAACUCAUCAACAGCCAUGGUGAAAAUGUUCCCCUCUCCUUUGACCAGCACUACAUUUAUUGGUCAAAUAGCAGAUACAGGCGAAUCUCUCAUUUAUAACCCAGUACAUGUAGGAUUGAUUGUGCGGUAAGCAAGAACUGCUUAAGAAUAUGUCUGAACUGUAGUGUGAGAUACUUACCCUACCUGUGAAACUGAUGUAGCCUAAACGUGGUUCUCUUGUUCACACAUGUUGCAAAAGAAAUAACUCUGAUUUCCAGUAUUUUCAAAGUGUGAAUGGUUGCUCAUAUUGGGUAGCUGCUCAAACAUGCAGAUCUCAUUGUGGUGACUCUGCUUUUGUCACCACCCAAAUGCGUCUCACUCCCACAGCUCCCUGUUCCCAAAAAAACGUGACAAGAGAUUUACUUUGUACAAAUCUGAAGAAUAUGUCCUGUGAGUCUCUCAUUGUAGCAGCUUUGUAUUUGCUGAAUAUGUUGUCAUGACUGCACACAAUAGCCAUUAACUUUGCCUUGAGCAGCUGUGUGCAGGUAGAGGAGACUAUAUGUACCUGAAUGAAUCAGCCAGUCAGUGCAGUAUGAGAUUUCUCAGCUGCAGAGUAUUAACAUGCUCCUGUAAAAGUGAGCCAGAGGACAUGGUGAACUUUAUGGGAAGCCUACAGAAUAACUCUGUCGUUAUCAUCACAUUAUAAAUCAUGGUGAAUGUACAGAACUCAAGAGGAAAAUAUACAUCCCCUGAAUAAAUCCAUGUAACUAUUGCAGCUUGUGACUGCCUUUUGAAGCACUUCAUACAAGAGAUGACAGCUUUUCUUUCACUGAAGUAGGAACUGUUCUGUGAUGGCCCUGAAAAAAAGGACGCUUUGCAAUAAGAGGCCACAUAAUGAGAGAGUCAUUGGGCUCCCUAUCAGUUACCUUGGCAAUGAACUGAGACAGGCGCCAAAUAAAGAAACUAUCACAUCAUAGCUUUGAAAUGACCUCUAUGACAAAUAUUUGAAACUUUUUGUCUACUUCUUUCAUUCUUUUUCCUUUUUUAAUCAGUUUUAAUUAAGAGUGCUUUUGGAUCCCUAAUACAUCUGAUUUAUCAGUAAAAUUGUAAACCUACUCUGUCCUAUUUUAGAUGGUAAAAAUAGUUGUAAACUAAUCUUUUAAUGACUUCAUUGAAUACUGUUGUAGCCAUGUGUUGGCUCUCUAUUUAAAGACAGAGUGGGAGUGACAGCAGGGGGGCGAGGCUUUCAUUAUGCGUCAAGUUUCAAGGACAUUCAAUAAACUACAGACAAACAGUUAUUAGGAAUGAAAGUAGAAUGCGAUCUUUUAAAAUGUUGCUUUAAGCAGUGAUUCAAUGUUGUCUAAUACUUAAUGUUUUUUGCUGUUUAUCAAAUCUAUGAAGAAUUUCUCUCCCUUAUUUAUGUAGAGUUGACCUUUCUCUGAAUGAUGACCUUUCUCUGAAUGUAUUUUUUCUUUCCAUGCUAUGAAGCUAUGAAGGUGUGUGCUAGUGGGAGUUCUGGCUGCAAUGUUUUUCACUGUCAAUGUUUUUUGGACCAUUCUCCAGAAUCCUGUACCUCUAUCUAUCACAUGAUGGCAGUAUUCUCGCUUUUUGAAGUCAAACAUGAGCAUAUCAGGGCAGAAUGAGAUUCAAAAUCCCCAUUCAGAGAGAAAAGGGAGGAUUAUCCUUUGACUUUGAUUUCAGAGGUUGUUUGGGGCUGUAACCAAGGACUCAUAAUAGUACUUACAUUUUGAGUUCUCCUUUGCAAGGAGAAAAAUGUUCGAACUUCUGUUUAGUUUCCAAGAAAUAAUAUGCAUCGUGCAUUUUAUUGGGAAAAUCCUGUGAGUGUGUGGUAUGUACUUUGACACUUUUAGUGGCUGCAUGAGUCAUCUGUCCUGCAUCUUGAAAGGGGGGUAACAAGAAAUAGCUCAUUUCAAUAUGCACAUUAUUAACAUUUUUAUUGGCUUCUUUUGCUUUCAGGUGGAUAUAAGUAUGUAAAAUAUCUGACCUACAAGUGAACAAUCAACAGGCUCUUAUUUUGAAGGUCCACAGCUGUCUUUUAAUCCUCACAGUGACCAGGAUUUACUCUCCUCUUUACAUUGUCCCCCACUCUCCUCAGAAGAUAAACAGUGAAGGUGCAUGCUGAGCUCAAGCUGGGGCACGCACAUAACAAAACAUGCAUUCCUGUAAUGCUGCAUACCAACAACUAACAGCAGCAACAGAGCAUCUGUGAAGACAUCAGCAUGCACUGCAAAACUUGCCACUGACUUUUGUCAUCACUUCUUUUCACAAAACUUUAAGGUAAGAUGACAAUACAAGAUGGAAAAUUUAGAAAAUGUGCCCACACUCUGUAGCCGGCGUGAAUACAGCUGGUGAAGUUGCAAAACCUUUGUUCGCCUAAUUGUGUCAGGAUUCAUUUUGAGACAUGUCUCAAAGGUUCCACUGACUUCUCUGACCUGCUCUUCACCUGCUUCUGUUUCCAUUUAGUUUGUCUUAUUCAGUGGAUAUUGUUUCAGGGGUUGCUAUGGGACCACUGGCUCAGCUUCGGCGUGCCAUGUUACCUCCAGAAGAAAGCCCACUGACUGUGUGUAUACAGCUUUUCAGGCCCAGGGUUGCUAGGAGAUGAUCCAGGAAGCUGGAAAUGGUAAACACAGGGACACAUGCAGCCCUUAUGUGCACACGUAGUGAUAUUUUAGAGCUUGGGAGCAGUUGGAGAUAUAUUUGUUAGAACUGGUGUGUAAAACUCGCUAAGUUACUGCUGUUCAGGGUCAAACUUCACCCUAAUUGCUCCAUCCUGUAUGAGCAUCUCAAGAUAGAAGACUUGUUUUUGUAGACAUAAAUCAUUCUUAAAAGAGCAAGGUUCAAAUUCCUGAGUCAAAUGAAGUGAUGUUAAAAACAGAGAGCCCCAUAAUUGACAUGUUUUAGGUUUUUCACUCCCAGUGUGAGAGCUCACAUCAACACUUAAAGCCAAAGGUUUGCACAUUUACAUAAAACAAAUGGAUUUAAAGCAGAGGAGCCGUAAGGCACAGGGUAAAUAAACAGAUCUCUACAUAAAGCAGUUUAUGUAAGUGAAAAGUACAGUUUGUUUGUGCGAGUCAUUUUACAAACAUGUAUAAAACUUCAUACAUCAGAUAACCAUGUCUCAAAUGGGAAUGUGAGGGUAGAUAAAUCCUGAGGAAAUGCCUUAGGACUGGACAACUUCCAGAGACAACUCUCUGGGGGUUUGUAACACUUACUGAAAGCUUUGAUACAAUAGGCUAAAGUACAAUUCAAGUAAUCAUUAUACUAAUACGCUUCUAAUAUGCGAGUCCUUUUGUCAAUCAAAUCUCUGUGUAGCAACUUUAAUAUUUUAUGCUUUACCCAAUUAAAAAUGUAAAUGGGAUUAGACUGGAGGCCACUGAAAAACAGUGUGAUGCUCACAAACAUGCCUUCUAGUUAGAUCGCCAUCUGCUCAGGCCUCAUGCUGUAGUCCUCUGCAUCAAUUAUUACUUCCCUCUUUGCAUUUUCUUACGUAAUUUUACUCAGGAUGCUUCACACGGUUAUAAAAUCCUGUAUAUGAAGUUUCACUCAAACAUAAUGACAAAAAAUCUUUGCAUGAUCAGACAUGUAUGCACAGCUAUGGAGUAGUUCAAACUAUGACUUAAUGAGUUUGUCACAAAAAUUUGAUUUAAAGCCACCCACACUGAAAUAUAUGAUGAUUUGCAAGUGCUGAUAAGAGAUUUUGUUCACCCAGCCAAUCUUGAUUCUAUUUCCCACGUCAGUCUGAUUGGAUGAUAUUUUUGCAAUCUAGGUUCUCGGCCACCGAGGAAAUCUACCCACACUUUCAUUCAUUAUCUCGGUUGAUGAUCUGAAUGAAAACAGUGACUCUUUAUUUUGUGAAUGAGGCAGGCUCAAACUUUUCUGUCAGUUUUGUUAAAUUAGAUUUUGGUCACAGGGUCAGUGUUCUCUGAGGAGGGGACUUGAUUUUAAAUAUGAUAAGCAAAUAGGAAACAUUAAUUGCUGUUGGAGUUUUAACCAAAGUGUUGUCUGAGUUGUCUGCUAUUCUGCGCAGUUAGAGCAGUUAUAUGCAACUGCGUACUGUUGCAGAGGGUGCAACAGGGUGUAGGCUCUCUACAAUGAUGCUUAAUUUGUGGUAACUACAUGGAUUUGAACACAUACCAUAUUAUAAAGGACUAUAGAGCUUGCCUCACAAUAUAGUCUUUCCAUUUUCACCCAAAAUGGUAUACCAUUCUAAAUUUGCGACUAUAUCCUCUCAAAAUUUUAUAAGGCAACACAUAAAGCACAUUGAGCUACUUUUUUUAGUAUGACAUGUUUUCUCUAAUAAAUUUGAUUUGCCUUGAUAUUAGUCACAGCUUUCUGGCAGCAGCUGGAGUUACUUCUGUGAGAAGCUCAACUCACUCAGACUUUUGGUAAGUCAUUGUUUCCAUCACUCUUUACAGACAUUCAAAUAAAACAAUGUUAAAAAGAAAAGCCUCUGGUUGAACUUAAAUAAGUUCUGUUGAACUCAUAACACAAGUUUGAAAUAGGACAAUAACUUUAGAGGGUUCAUGAGUAUUUGCAGACCUCAUAGUCAGCCUGUUGCAUUGACUUAGCAUGCAGAGUCAUGAACAGUUGUGAAGGAACAAUUGAUGUUGACCUGCAGCUGUCACUGUGUCAUUUUAUCAACACUAGGAGAUGUUCAAUGACUUCUGUGGAAAAAGGUAUACUGAUCAGUUGUCAAAAAGCCAUUGCUCUGUAGUUGUGUAUUAAAAACUCAGUGUUUCUCCAGAACAUGCACUCCAGAGAUAGGUAUCAAUGUCUGCUAAAUCGUGGAGCAUCAAACACAUCUUAAAAGUCUGGUUAAAAUUGUAGCUUAAUGGAUGUUUAAACAACUACAAAACACUAUCUUACAUUUUCCAUGAUGCAACUCAACAGCAUCUUUUAUUGGGCUUCUCUUGUCUCCUAAAUGACAACUGUUUUCAAACCCCACACUCCAGAUAACACAGAAUCUCUGUUUUAAGCCAAGAUAAGCAUGAUGACAUCAACAGGGCCCCAUUCAGAGCCAAAAAAGACUUUAUUCAACUUUUAACAAGCAGUGUGGUGCACUACUCCUUGUAAAUGGUGAACUCGGGUUUGUGCAUCUGAAAUUAUGAUGGAAAGUGUGAAAACAUUUGGUUUCACUGUGUAUUAAAGGUAAUAAUUUAGGGCUCACUGUUAACCUUUUAAAGUCUUGGUUGCAUGCAGUGAGUAAAUUGAGUCAAGAGAGUGGUUUCGUAGUCUAGGUGAGGACUUUUGCCCCUGUAGUGGUCUAGGUGAACUCUUCUGCUCAGCGGGCUCUUUCCCACGCCUUUCUCCUGCAACUCCUCGUGUGUGUCUGAGCUGUGCUGUGGAGAAAGAGAGGAGGAGUGGAGUGGUGGGUUACAGUCCUGGAAUGUAAGCGCGCUCCCGAUUUCUCCCUUUCUCUGUCCUCGUCAGCGGCGGCGCGCUGCACAGACAGAGACCGGCGUGCGCGCGCAGCCCGCGAUAGGUCUGGAAGUGCAAAGGAGGAGGAGGAGGCAGGACAACGCUGCUGCUGGAGCGGGGAAUGAUGGCGGUGAGCAAGAAGAAGGGACAAGUUUGAUACUGUAAAACUGGGGCAUCGUAGGUAGUAUUCGGAGCCUCUCACGAUGAAGCUGAGUAAAGGUGAGACUGUAACAAACUUAUUCGCCUUUGUAGAGAGUUGCGUGCGGAGUUAACGUUUUCAACGGCUCGUACUUGAAAUGCCACAAUGAAUUGUUCAGACUAGAGCAGUAACGCUCGAGUUGUGUUGUACUGUUGGCCCUGGUAAACUUUAAACCGCACUUGUAUCUGCCGUGUUACUACUAGAGAAACCGACAAACCGGCUGAAGUUUGUUCUCUUGGUGGGUAAUGCUAGUUUCAGAGACUUUGACGCUGAAUAGUUUGGGUUUCUCGUUAGCGAACUAACGCCAGGAGUUUGACGCUCAUCGAAUUCCAUACAAACGGCUGUGAACGCUGAUGUUAUCUAUCAAACUUACUUACAAUUAGAGUUCAGCAAACGGUUAACUUACCUCCAACGAUAAUACGAGUCGAUUUUCAACAAGAAAGUCAGAGUUAGGCAAGUACUCUAAAGUGACGUUUGUUAGGCACCGUGAGAUAAUGGCAUCCGGUUUCUGUACUAACACAUUUUACUGUCCCUUUCUCUCCAGAUGCCUUUUCUGUGAGUGUUUAGUUGAGACAGCAGUGCUCCAAAGAAGCCCCCCCUUCCCUCUCCCCGGACCCAUGGCACCGCUUGCGUAAAGUUGAGGGGAAACCAGUUCACCAACAGAGCAUUCGUCCCUCUGAAUCCAGCUUUUUCUAAUUGGGUUACAGUCGUUAUCAAGCAAAAAUGAUCAAAGCGGAGAGCAAAGGAGGCGAGAGGACCCUGAGGAGCGCGUCCCCUCAUAGAAAUGCGUACAAGUCUGAUUUUCACGCCAUUAAGUGUUCCUUUGAUGGGCAAAAGUCUGACGGCUCUGCCAAAUCAUAUGCUAAUGGAUCCACCGACACCCGGGAGGACUCAAGGGGGAGGCCUUUUGGGACCAGGGUGAACAAGAUCAAGAACAUAUUUCUGCAGAUGGAUGGCCAGCAACAAGAAAGCCAGGAAGGGAAAGUGACCAUCAAGCCUGAUGCAAACCCAGUGUCCCCAACAAAAUUGCAGUUUCCAGCCAACACACACAGAGUUAACUUCAACAGCCCUGCAAGCCCAGAAUCACACAAUUUAGAUAAAACACCCAAAGGGGAAGAUGUUGAGAUUGACAAAGUUGCUUUGGCGGAGAAGUUUUCUGUGACCAGAAAACUCUUUGAACGAGGCAUCAAAGAGCAGCCUUCAGCGGAAAAACAGUCUCCAAACAGGGUAGUAAACCGUUUGUCUCUUGGAAGUGCAUCUGAUGAGGGGAAAAGCACAAGGAGAGUAUCAGGAUCCUCCGAGACAUUUGUGAAAACAGACCAAACCCCUUCAUCAACAGCUGAAUUCCAAGAAGAUGGGAGCACUGAGGAUGAGAAAAAGCAUGUGUCUAAAGUGCCAUUAAACGCAGGACCCAUGUCAAGAAGGUUGGACAGUUACAUGGGAGAGAAUGAUUCGGAAGACAUCAACAAAGCACCUGUAAAGGGAGGAAUUGUGUCAGCUAAACAGCACAGCACCACUGAACACUCACUGCCUACCUCUCAAACAAGGGACAGCUCGCACAAAUCUCUGCCUGUUAAAGAAGCCACUAACUCUAUGCCUGUUACUGAUGCCAAGAAAAACACAUCCCCGACAUGUGUCAAACCAGCAACUUUGGGGUCUAGUGCUGGGCUCAAACCAACAUUCCCAGCCACCAACGCAGCUUACAAAUCAGUUUCUCCAACAACUGAGGCCACAAGGAAACCCCUCUCAUCAGAGCAAACAGCUUCAGUUAGCCCUGGGUACAAACGAUCCUCAUCAUCCAGCGAUGGAUUUAACAGGACAUCUGUUGGUGGGGAUGAAGGCAAGCCCCAGAGGGAUGUGAAGCAGCCUCUUCCAUCAGCUGGUGUUUUUCACAACACGAACAGGGCUAAGUACCCGGAAAAAUCCAAGAUUAAUGACAGUGUGGUACAUAGUCCUACCAGGGACAAACCUCCCAGCCAGACCUCCUCUUUGGACCCCAGGGGGGUGGGCAUGGUGCGGGCAGAGCUGGUAGUGGUUCAGAAUGAGUCAUCGGAGAGUGAUGAAAAUGAGGAUGAGAUGGUUGAAGAUAAUGUGUUUGAGGAGAAGAAGGCGCAGAGCCCCAUAGAUCUGCCAGCUGAUCUAAGAAGAACCUUCACCUCUGAAAAACUGAACAGUGACCCCCCUCAUCAAGUCUUAGCAAGAGAUGUAGCAAAGGAGACACAAAGGAUAGAAGAAACUGCAGGUGAAGGCCGAGUUUUGGAGGACAACGAUCACUUUAUGAUGAAAGAAGAGAGUUCAUUUAUGAGUCAAGAUGGUGAUGCUAAUUGUGAGGAGGAUGAUGAAGUAGCAGAGGAGGAGAGUGAACCAGACGAGCAUGUGGACGAGAGCAUCCUAGAUCGAGUCUCACCAGUAGUAUACGGUAUCGAGAACGCAGCAUUUGUGGAUGACAGAGAUGUAGAGCAGGUCCUCAGGGAAGAAGAUGAGGAAGAAGAAGAUGAGGAGGAAAACCAAGUGGAGUAUGAAGACAGUUAUGAGGCCCCUGGUUUGUCCGACGAGGAAGAGCCUCCCCCAAAGAGGAAAAUCAAGUUCUCCACAGACCCCAUACAGGUAAGCAGUUUACGUUGACUCGUUUACAUCCACUUUAUUCUGGGUCAUCUCUGGCACUUAAAAUCAUUUUGCACACCACCACUUUAGUAAACCACGGUCUCACUGACUCAGCAACUAUGUCUGACCCAGGUGGUUCCCAGCAGACUCACCACAAAUUUGUGGUGGCUGAGAAUUUAAGCUCAUGUUAGGUAUGUUGAUGUCACAGCAGCUGCACUGUAUCAUUAGAGAAGCUUGUCAUAGUUUAGAAAGUCUACACAAGGGUUCAUUUAAUUUUACAAAAAAUCAGAGGAGCAGGUGGUUUGACAAUACAUAAGGAGAGGAGAGACUUUUUGGGACAAGUGGUGGCAACACUGUUUGUGGUAUUUUUGGAAAUUUUGUUGACAUUGCAUAAGAGUUUGUGAAAGCAGGACCACAGUGGAACGAGGGCAGCAGUGAGGUAGAGACAUGUGUAACCUGAGACUGUACAGUAAAAAGCAUGGUCCUUUCUGAGUCACUGCAUUGCAUGGGUACUUUAAAAAAAAAUCCCUCAGUGUAGUUCCCAUCUGUCCAUGAAUCAUUCAUCACACUGAAGGGGACUUUUCACUUCUCCCAAGCAAAGAUAUAAGAGUUGAGGCAUUUUUUAUCCAACUGUAUGAUCUCUUUUGCAAAUCUUUCUUUCCAUAACAUACAUUUGAUGCUCCAUCUUCAAACAAAUUUUCCAGGUAGUGUAAUCUCUCCUAAUAUUGGCUCACAUCAUGUGUUGCAAUCACUCCCAGUGGGUGUUCACAGGGUGUGGUGGACUCAGGGGCUUAUCUUCGUUGAUAUACAGUAUUUUCCACCAUCACUGUAUCUCCACAACAUUUAGCUAAAAAUCACUGAUGCAUUCCGCAUAGCUUGCGAACAGUCCACUGUUUAUCCAGGCCUGAAAAUGCACUGUUAUCUCAGGGUGUGGACCCUCCCCCUUCAUCCCAGUUAUCCUGGCAGGGGGUCCUGGGAGAGGGGACCAGAAGCUGACCUGUAGCGGGGAGGUCGCAAACAACAGUGCGCCUCCUCUGUACAAAGUGGAGCUAUGAAAGAGUCAGAGAUCAACACAGCUUUGUAGUUCACAACAACAUGCCAGACUGUGUCUCUUCCCUGUGUUGCACUUUGCGUGCUGCUCCUAACAACUGCUUAUAUCUACAUUGACCUGAGCCAAUAGAAGCACACCAACAUUUUUCAUUUUAUGUUUCACCAAGUUCAAUGGCAGUAUGAAUAUUGAGGCAUAUCAGUAAUUCUGAGUUUGAAAAUAUAGGGCUAUGGUUGUCUUUUUCUCAGUAAGUUUUGCCCACUGUUUACCAGGAAACUGUGUGACAGAUUUCUUGGAGGCAAGUUUGUCAUCUUGUGACAGAGUUUGCCUACACAGAAGAGGAAAAUCGCAAGUUAUUGUUGUCAAAAAGCCAGAGCGCAGUAAUGUUUGGCAUGCAUUCCUAAAAUAUAACUACUGAGAGGAAUUGAUUUUGAAAUGGCUAGCCAAUAAAAAAUUCACCUUAAAUGAACUGAAAUAAUAAACGUUUUAAUCCUUGACUUAUUCUUUUCUCAUUACAACUUAGCAGUGGAUUCCCUUUGGACCCAUGUGAUCAACAAAGAUAGACUUGAAUUUCAUUGUUGACCAUUUCAAACUAUGAUGUUGAUUAAACAUUAAUAUGGUAGAGAAAAGCCAAGUUACCCCAUGAACAUCCUACAGUUCAAACUAUUUUUUGUGGACUCCUAAAAUACUUAAACUUGAGUUUGUAGAUACAGUGGCCAACGAUAUUUGAAGGAAUACAAAUGUACAGAGCAGAUACGUACCAAGUCCAGAGCUGUCCAAGCACUCGUCAGAGUUUCCUGUUUGGUUUUAAAUCAUUGCAUGACUGAUUGCAUCCACUGGACAGGCUGGAAAGGCCACAGAGAGAUUUGUCAAAACAAUGACGUGCUUGGAUUAAAAUCAUGGGGUCAAGGUUACAUGGUAUGCACAGGAGCCAAUUAAGCCACACAAAUGUCCCUUAGCUAACCUUUCUACCUGUGGCCUGACUUUCAAAAGGCCUCCUGCUAGCGCCGCAUCAUUCUCCACAGUCUGCUGGUCAGAGCUGGCACUGAAAUCGAGCACACUCAAGCUAGAGCACACUGUGUUAGAGGAAGUGCUUUGUGCUCCUGACUCAGAACAGGGAUUAAGUCUCUAAGUAACCUGAGUCUGUUUGACAGAGAAGGUGUCCCAUGUGGAAGAAAGGAUCUCUUUGUGAAGAGACGGAGACAUGCAAUUUCAACAUGUAUCACUCUUGCAGGGGCUGACAGUGAAUUUCAUUUAUGGUUGAUAUACAAAGGAGAAUGAUAUUACCAAAAAGAGAGCCUUGAGUUUAGACAGAUAUUUUGAGUGUAUCAGUGACAAGCAUGUACUCUUCUUGCUCUUAUUUGCAUGAUAAUGACUCUAAAUACAGUGAGUUUCAGUGAGUGCUUUGAUCAGGGCCUCAUGUCUCAUUCAUUAGGGUUUGUGUGAGGAUUCCUCUAUAUAGAACACAGGCCUGCUUUAGUAGGCCAGUACAGUAGAGAUGCUGUGAUUCCAUUUCUGCUGCAUCAGUAUACAAGUUUUGCCUUCUGGCUGUAUGAGCACAACAUAGAUACUACAACUCUACUUCCAAUUACAUCUUUGGCUUUAGUGAGAAAGUUGUUUCCUGAAUGAAUGCAAAUUGAAAAAACAGACUUGUUUUGUUGAGCCGGUGUGUCUGGGCAUGUCUCUCUCCAAAGGAAGUAUCCUACCUUAAGAGUACUAGUGUUCAGCAGUUUUAAAUUUUGCAUGGACUGGAUUUCACUUCCCCCUUGAACUCCUAUAGUUUGGCAAAAAGCCAGGAGUUAUUCAAUGAUUAACGCUCCCUGCUGAAGGUGUGUCGUCUGCUCGGGGACAAUUACAUGUUCAGGGUGGUUUUCUGGAAUCUGAAAGAAAAUCAUCAUGGUUUUUUGUCUGGUGCUGCUUGCACUUGGAUGAAGAGUCAAAAGCUAGUUAGCCAUAACAAAGAAAGGGUCUUGCACCAGGAUCUGCACCUGCUGCUUCGCCCUACCCCCACAGUCAUAGGAAUAACCACUGGCAGUUAUUGAACAAGCAAACACAUUGUUUGACAUGCAGAGUGUGGAGAAGUAUUGUGGAGUUCAUUGAAACUGAAAGAAUUCGUCUUUUCUCUGUUUGCACUGUAGAUAACUGCGCUGAGUACGUUUGCAACUAUUCACAAUCAGAUAGACUAGAUCCAGUCUGUUUGGCUUCCGAUAUGUCUGUGGCAAAACUUUUAAGUAUCUCCAGACUAUCUUCAGGUUCAAAGUCUGCACAUUUUUGACACACAUUUGGAGCCACAUUAGACUUUUAUGGGUGCCUGAAAGUGUUGCGCAGACGUCCUGGAUGUGCAUUCUGACAAGCUCAGAGCUUUGUCACUGUUUAUGUAGGGUGGGAUUCUUUAGUGUCUUUUAAGCUGAUUACCUUUUUGAGUCAGGAACAUAAUCAAAAUGAAAAUCGGUUAAAUAGAACACAGGAUACUCCAGUCAGGCUCUCACUCCAUCGAAAUGCCAGAGUUAUCCAAAUGUGGUUUAAGCCAGCUGUUACUGAUGAUCAUUUUUGACAGCAAGGGGGGGAAACUUUCAAGUAAAAAAGACAGUUUUGUAACUUCCCUGUGAAAAUGAACUACAAAUCCAUCAAUGCAUGGUAAAGUCUGCUGUUUGUGUCAAAAGAAUGAAAUGAAAGUAUAAUUUGCAAACCAGCAUGGCUAUUAAAAUGUUAUGGCAAGAUUAGAAAAUUACAGGUGUUGGAUUUCUUGCUGUGCUGCAGAAAUAACUCAGUUGCAUUAUUAGAUCAAAUCUGUAUUUAUUCACACUGCGGUGAAUCAGCAACUUGAUGAAACUGGAAUUUUGGUCACCAGAGUAAGAUGUUAUUUGGAAAGUGCUACAGUGUCAGAGGGUCACUUCAAGCAUUAAGGUCCUUACACACCAGGGCUGACACGAAUAUAGAACGUGAAAGUACAAAUAUUCAGAGGUGAAUUUUGACGCGCCUGACUAUACACAUCAAGCCCGAUGCGAUUUUGCCACUUCCCGGGGUAAAAAAGACGCAUCCCGGGGAUGACUUUUCCAGGGAAAGUCCCGCCUCCUAUGCCUCUGAUUGGCUAGAAAAGCUGGAAACAUCAUCACACGCUCAAGCCAAACGGUCAGCACUUAUAGCCAAUCAGAGGUGAUAAGAUAAGCACAUGAAACUAUGGUAACAACCGUUAGCAUAUGUUAGCACAGAUGAACGUUAAAACAAAGACGUUUUGCAAACUGUUAAAGCACACAAACUAUCGUCAUAUGAGAGAUCCGACGCUAUGACUCUCCACAAGUUGUCCUUCAGGUCGUUAUCUUUGUAAUGUUUGUGUCUUUUAUCAAAAAGCACUCUGUUCUCUGACUUGUAAACAAUCAGCCGAUCGGCCAUGUUGGAUAUACAGGUGAAUCUGAUGUUGCAACAACACGCAAUCUGAUUGGUCAGAAGUGGACACACCGUAUGCGAAACUUUAAAAAAUUGACCAUGAUCUGAAAAAAUAAAUGCUGCAAUAUCAAAGGACGGGAAAACGUCACUAAUGUGAACGCUUGUAUUGACAGGAUACGGGUUCGGAAAAAAAUACUGACGUCCGAAAUAAUCGCACAACAAAAACAGUCCCAGUGUGAAAGGACCUUUACUGGUUGCUUGAUGUAUUCACCUCACCUUGCGUCUAUUAGCUUCUAUUGUGGGUCCAAUGUAUCCUCAAACUCUGUAUCCUCUUAGUAAGUUAAUGAACCACAUUGUUGAGGUUGAAGAUCUGGUUAACUUAGAUUUAUAAAUGUUCUGGUGUUGCACUUGCUGAGACUGAUUCCAUUAGGACAGAAUCUCUCACCCUCACCCUCCUGUUUAUAUUCCAUAUGGUUGGUUGAAACAAUAGAAGGGUGCUCCAUUUUUGGACUCUGGCCUCUGAAGCCAACCCAUCCCAAAGUGUUAUGCUUUCCAUUUCCUCUCUGAGUUGGGUCUUCUGUUGGCCAGAGGAAUGUGCCUGACAAGACUCCACCCUCAUCCAAGCAGCAGACAGGCCCUCUCGUUGUAGGAUCCGAGUUUCCCUGCAGCCACCUGGCCGAGCGGGUGACUAUCCAACUGAAUGUGGCGGAAUACUAAUGCAGGGCCGCUCAAUGCUGUUCAUUUAACAGCUCAGUAUGGGAUCAGUCUUGGAGAGAUGGUGAUUGCCUGAAGCACUUUGAUUCUGUGAUUACAGAUUUUUAAAAAGUUAGUGGACACAAAGUGUGUUUUGUUCACUGGGAGUUUAAAAAAAAAGUGUGCCAAAGCUUUCACCAGCCUUCACAGGACAAAAGUGGGCCAUUUAUGUACAAACCUGUCUAACCUGUUUAUGUUUGUGCUCCUUUGGAAAUUUGAUACCAAUAUGACGCUCUGCUCUUAUCUAACUCCACCUCUUCCUGCUGUAGGUCUUUUACUUCAAACAUAAAUAUAGUCGUCUCUGUCAUUCAGCGUCUACUUAAAAAAGUGUUAAUGAUUCCAACGGCUUGCACACAGAAAGUACUAGAUAUAUAUUUAGGUCUUUCUCCUGGUGUGUUUAUACAGGAUCUGAAAACUGGGCCCCAUGCCUUCCAGUCUAAUUACUCUAUGAUCUGCCAAGCCGCUACCCCUGCCUCAACUCACUCCCACAGUGUGUUUUGAUUUGUUGUCUUUUUGUAGGCCUACUUACUUUACAAUCUCCACAAUCCAGUGGUCAGCUCACUUUUUUUUUGCAUUGGCAAGAGAUUUCUCUGGUUUGCUUUUCCUCACAGCUGCUGACUCAUUUCCCACAUUGGUAUUCUGUUGUGGGGAGGGGGACGAGGGAAAGAUGGGUUUUAGCUCUGGGUGUGGGCAUAUGUACAUCUGUGAGCACACAUUAACCAGACAGUCUGCUGCUGCAGUUGUUAAAGAUGGAUGAAAAGCCCACACAUACUGCAGUGAGCGAAGUUUCCAGGAGAAACUGGUUAAUAAUAUGAGGAUGGUACAAUAGUGUACUCCCCCACAUCACUAACUCAGUGACUGUAGUUACACUUUUGGUGGACGACAUUGGCAUUAACAUGUUAUAUACCUUUCUCUGCAUGAACUUGAAACUCUUCUUUCCGUUUUUCUGUCUUAAGUACGUAAGUUGUUCCUGACCAUAGGCUGGGCAUGAACCGGAAAAGAAAACGAUUGUUUAUUUGGAUAACUUGAGAUGGUGAUAAAAAUUAGCUUGUGUGUCAGGCAUGUUUGCAAAGAAGAAGCUAAUAAAAAGGUUGAUUUCUGCCCCUCUUCACAGAGAAAACGGCGGUUGAGUGAUUAGGUUUCAGCAAAGAACAGAACAUUGUUCGGAAAAGGCCUGAGAGUCCAUGGCAACAGGAGAGUCAGUCACUGGAGUCGGGGGGGAGAUAGAGGAGAGAAUCCAGUCUGAAUGGUUGCUUCUCAACUAAUACUGAGGCCAGGGCUGCAGUGGUGCUCCUUAAUUUUCUAUGAGCCAACAUUUUCAACCCCUUAACUACCAAAGUCUCUAAAGUCUAAACAAAACAUCUUUCAUUCACUUGAAAAUUUCUUCCUGCCGUACGUUUGUUAAUCCACUUUUCAAAGUCUCUUUUAGAACUGGACUGGCUUUGUAAAACUGCUCUGAGGCUAAUUGUUAAGAGACAUGUAGUAUUGGUCAAAUAGGAUAAAUAGCUCUCUUAUCAUAAAAGUUAAAUUCUUCUGUGGAAAAUGCAUAAUCCACAGAUCCUACUUAUAAAGAGCAUGCAAAUAAGCUCAAACAAGUACGAGGUAGUCUUGCGUGUACCACAGAGCUGCAGCAGUGUGCACGGGCAAGUUUGUAAUCUUCUUUCAUUUCCUUUGGGAGGCUUUAUGACAGUGAUACUGGAGCCAAAACCAGUACUUAUCUUGUUUUUAAGAUAACAAAGAAUGAUGACACUGAGCUGAAUCCGUGUGAAAAUCAGAAGGUUGUAAGACAAAGCUCCUGUAGUUAUUCACUUUGAGAAAUUGAACAGUUUCGGUACAGUUUUGGGCCCCUGUCCAAAGGCUACAAAGUGAGCAGACAAAUAGAGUGAAAGAGAUUGUUGUUGAUUCAUCAAGUCUUGACAUGCUGCAGGAUCUGAGCUGCAAACUCUGUUUUAAGAGUGGAAAUAUCAUGUGUUAGAUUACAUCAUGCUUCCUCACAGCAGGUGUUGUAAUCAGUCCUGAAGUCCUUCUUUUGGUUUACGCCAUCAUCACUCUUUGUUUUUUUUUUUUUAAGUUUUAGCCAAAGUUUUUUUAUAAAAUUAACUCUAAAAUACUUCUGAGAAUACCCUCAAAAUGUUUUAUCCUAUCAUUUGUACAUAUAGUUAAAUAGAAAAUCUACGAUGGAUGUUUGAGUUAGAAAAACCCUUUGCAGUUAUCUAAAUUUCAUUGCAACUUUAAGAACAACACAAACUUCACUUCUAUCAGGGUAAUACAGUAUAAAUAUUUGUUUGUGUAAAUUUGCUGUAAAAAUCCAGGAGAGUAGAUCACAUAAUUGAACCUCUUUUGACCCCUUUUGGAGGCGUGUCAGGCCCCUGAAGAUGCCAUCUCAGUCUCUUGGAAACAUUUCUGCUCUGCACUGCUGUGGACCUCAAAUGAACUUCACAUGAUAUGUAGUCAGUGAUCACAGAGUCACAGCAGGUGGUCAUUGAGCCAUUUUUGAAUAUGGUUAUACUGAAUUUUGCGUGUCUCUAGGAGUGGAUUAAAGGUAUCCUCUCUGCUUGGUAUCAGUGUUGGUCAAGGUAAACAGCACAGAGGUUUGUUGUGUUAUGUUCCUCUAGGUAGAGCGUGAUGCAGGGCCAUGCUUCUUAUCUGUAGGUAAGGAGAUCAGUUUUUCCUGAUAUUUUUCUUUAUUUUGAUCUGUUUAUCAUACUGAUGACAACACUCAUUGCCUCUAAGCAUUGAUCUUUGCUCCAUCCACUGCUUAGCUCUUCCCAGCUGUGCCCUACUUUCCAUGCUGCUCAUGUUCUGCUGCACAGUGUGUAUUAGCUUUUUAAUUCCAACCAGACGACAGCCCCUGGGACAAAUUCAAUGUUUUUUUAGGGCUGCAUGCAGAGUUCACAACUUCUUCGAGCUCUUAUUAGAGUAGUGUCUUGGAAAUUCAUCCUCUGCUUCUGUGUUGUUGACAUUGGAUAUGUAUCUGUUCAAAAAAGCGUGACUUAUGAGUCUAGUGAAGGAAAUGCAAGAGUGGAGCACAGAGUUAGUCUGGUUGUACAAAUAUUCAGAAACAUUGGGUUUGCCAGAUGCUACAUUAAAAAUGUUGGCCACAAUCAUGAACAUGAACUAGGGCUGGGCGAUAUGCCCUCAAAUCAAUAUCACGAUGUAUUGAGCAGUUCACCUUGAUAAUGAUAAAUGGAGGAUAACUACUUCACAAGCUGCUCUCCUCCCACAUUAACUUCGUGUAAUUCAGCCGCCGCUCGGGCCACUACAAAUUUUGAACCGUCCUCCAUCUCCUCACCUGUCUUUCCCUCUUUGUUAUGGACUGGAUGGGGUAAAACCAACUUUUAUUUGUUUAUUUUUUUUGACACCGAAUAUACCGAAAUAGGCAAAAUGAUGUUGGUUAUACUCGUAAAUUUCGGUAUCUGUAAAUUUUCGGUUUAUUGCCCAGCCCUAACAUGAACUCUAAAGUAAAAAUAAUCUGCUCGUGUCUGAGUAGAUCCUUUAGUUACACCUCUACAUGAGUCUAGUCUCCCUGGUGUUUAACAACUAGGUGAAGUCAUAAAUGGUGGUGUGUUGAUGCCAUGCCCUUUAUAUUUUGACCAACCUAGGUCUUCACCACCUUCUCCAAUGAGGAAUAUGACCGGCGUAAUGAUGAUGUGGACCCAGUCGCAGCGUCUGCCGAGUAUGAGCUGGAGAAGAGAGUGGAGAAGAUGGAUGUGUUCCCUGUGGAGAUUGAGAAAGGUACGUUUAGCAACUCUAACAAUGAAAUCAAAUAUUUAUUUAUAACCUUUCUAACAAAAAUAAAUGAUUUAAUAUGUAACAAAGGGGACAUACAUAUAUGACCAAACCUUUUUGUAUUCAGUUGUUCAUCUGACAAAUCAUCCACAAUCUUUUCUGCCUUAAGGAGACAACGGACUUGGCAUCAGUAUCAUAGGGAUGGGAGUAGGAGCAGACCAGGGUCUAGAGAAGCUUGGCAUUUUUGUGAAAACCAUAACAGAGGGAGGAGCUGCUGAAAAUGAUGGACGGUGAGUCAAAGCCCCACACCCCUUUUCAGCCCCAAUCAGAAUUGUAAUCUUGUUUUGUUACAAAAAAAAUAACAGGACAUACUUGUGAAGUUUUGUACAUGGCCGGAUAUACAGCAAACAGUCACUGAAGACUACACAACCACAACAAAUCUUUGUGUCACACUGGAGAAAUUACUCAUCCCUCCAGGGCUCAGUGACACAUAAGACACAAACAACUGGGUUUAUUUAUAACAUCCCAUGGACGCUAAAGAAAAUAGCCUCAGAACUUCUGUUCCCAAGCUUUUUUCAGAUCAUUUUUUCACCGACGGGAUCAAGGCUACUGUAUUUUUAUGUCUCUGCUGCCGUGCCACAUGUUGAGCAUUACCUCACUGUGUUUGAAAAAGAAUUCUCAUAAAUUUGAUCUCCUUUAUCUCCAGGAUUCAGGUGAACGACCAGAUCGUGGAGGUGGAUGGUAUAAGUCUUGUGGGAGUCACCCAGCUGUUUGCUGCUACAGUCCUGAAGAACACCAAGGGCACAGUGAGGUCAGUUUUAAAGUCUGUUUUUGUAACACCAGAACAACCAUAUUUAAAAGACUGCGUCAUCGAAUGUACCUGUAUGUAUCAUUAACACACUGAAUUUGACUCAAACAAACAGAUUCCUGAUUGGACGGGAGAAGCCGGGUACACAAAGUGAGGUAGCUCGCCUUAUAAGUGAGACACUAGAGCAAGAGAAGAACCAGCAACAACAACAGGAGCAGCAGUUUGAUGACCACUACGAACACUCGACAGAGGAGGUGAGUCAUAUGAGGUCUUUAGGUCAGACUUGUGUGGUCUUCCUGUCAUAUAAGGUAUUGUCGGCUGUGACAUGUUGAAAAAGCGUAAAAUCCCUGAAUUAGCAACUUGUGGGCUUUUGUGUCACUGGGAGGGUUGAAUGACUCCAGAACUACUCAUGUGAGGAUUAUAACAACAGCCUUUGGCUGAUGUGAGGCAUCCAUAAUUACUACAUGAAUGUUCAUGUGAAGGCUCUGUUCAUGUGAAACUCCCAAUUGCGGUAAAUCCGACAUGCCAUGAACAUAGCAUUAGCCCCUCUGCCACACCCAGUUAGAUCCCACUCAGCUCAACCAGGAGCAGGGUGCAGCUGGCUGUGAGUAAGCCAUAUGUCACAAGUCUUCUGCUGUGUUGGAAGGUGUUCAUUUGAGUGCUGCCUGUCUGCGAGAGUUGUGAAAUGUUUGCUCUCUGAAGUUCAUGCAGCCACAGGCCCUGUUUUGACAAAACAGAGGCAGAGAGAAAAAGAGAGAGAGAGAGAGAGAAUAUGUGCAGGAUUUACUGGAGCAGAGAGAGAUAAAAAGGAAUGUUGCUCAGCUCACAUUCAGGAAGUGACACUCUGUCCUCAUGCAAAGUGUGAGUAAAGGUGUGUUUGUUGACUGACAUUGGUAAAAGGUAAUGUUUAAUGCUGAAGAUGUGCCAUAGGCAACUCACCAAUGUACUAAUUUUAGUACACCAAGACUAUCAGGAUCUAUGCUCUAGAGAGUGUUGCUGACACACACACACACACACACACACACGUACCAUGUAAUCCAUUAAGGGUGUGAAGCUAUUGCAGAAAUCAGAUGUGUGAUGCCAUAUUUCAGGAGGAGCGCUAUGAGGAGGAAGACGGAGCAGAUGAGAGGAUACUGGGCUCCAAUUUCUCCCCAGGACAAAGCGUAGAGGUGUUUGAGUUGCCUGAUUCAGAGGCUUUGUUUAUGCCGAGCAACAUGGACAGCUCUCAGAUGGCUUUCAAGUUCAAAGAGGUAUAUCACCCACAUCAUGAAAAUAGAAGUGAAGUUUCAGUGUUUCACAACAGAAUAUGGAUUUUUACACGCAGCAAGAGACUCUAACCAAGUCAUAUAUCUUUUUCAAUUGUUUCUUCUUAGCUGCAGCUCAAACAUGGUGUUGCCACUGCUGAAAUAAGUCAACUUAAAGAAAAGGUAUGACAACACAAACUCCUGUUUUCUUCAUGUUUGUUUUCAUGACAUUGAAAAGAUUCAAAAGAAUUAAAUAUAUGAUCAACUCAGCACAUAUGAAAACUUUAUAGGAGACUAAAUGAUGUUUUUUUCCAUCACUAAUUGUACUGCAUAUGUGUGGCUUGUGUUUUAAGACUAGUUAUAAUGUCUGUGUGGUAUUUAUUCUAAAGAUAAUUAUGAAAGUUGUUUUGGUGGGUUCAAAAAUGGCAUUACAAUUAUUGAUGCACUUUCAAGAACACAAGACAACCCUUAAAUAAAUGUAUUUCACCAAAGAACUGCAAAUGCCAUUCUUUGUAAACGGAUUCAGCUCAAGGAAACCAAAGUAACACGUUUCUUCCUGUGUCUAGCUAAGAGCUUCUGAGGAGGACAGAUCCUUGUGGGAAGCCAGAGAGUCUGCUCUGGAGCAAAAGCUCGAGGACAGCAACGAAAAAAUCCUGAAGCUGGAGAGUCACUGGCUGGAGGCCCAGGCUCUGUGCAAAAGUGUGAAUGAACAAUUAGCUGAGACUCAGGCCCAGCAUGAGACCCUGGACAAGAAGUAUAACAAGGCCAAGAAACUGCUAAAGGACUACCAACAGAAGUGAGUUUGUCUUCAUUUACACAACACUUCACUGUUGAGGGAGUCAGUGCUGUUGAAUUCACUCAUUUGUUCAACUGAGUUUAUUCAUGAAGCGUAUUCAUCCAAGACAUCUUAAGGAAAACAACAUUGUGCAUAAAUUUAGAAAAUACUUUCAGAUCAUUUUGAAAAAAGCUUGAGCAAUGAAAAGUCAAUCAGUGGAUGUCGAAUUCAGAGACACUUGUUUCAAAAUCUAAAAUAAAAAUAAGUGAGAUUUGAUUUGAAAAUAUGUGCUGCCUUAAAGUACUCCAGAGAAGAAAAUGUUGAUUUGAUGUGGAGCAAGCUUGACGUGUCUGGAGAAAUUUUAAUGGUAAUAAUUUGUAAAAGGAGUGAAGCCUCUACUUACUCCAACCAGUCAAACCAACAAAAUGUAUACAGAGUGUAAGGAGUCAAGACUCCCUCUGCAAUCUUGAAUAUCUUCUGAGGAUUGAGGAUAUCGCUGGGGUAUCUGUGCCACCCAGAUACAAAGGCCUUCAACUGGAGUCUCUCUGUGGUGUUCAAAAUAUUGAACACCAACAUUUCAGAGAAACUAUGCUUGUGUUUGCCGAAAACAAAGAAAACUGUGUACAGACUUCACUGUAAACAGUUUUUCCCUGUUAGUUUUACAGUAAUCAGUAAACCUCAGGAUUACACCACUGGUUAAAAACCAUCCUCAAUGUGAAAAAAAAAAUCUCUUCAUGUAACAAAACACAUUCAUCUGACGUUGUGGUAGUGACAGAUGGUAGAGAUUGGGAAAGUGACACCAAAACUUAAAGCAUGAAUUUAUUUAUUAUACCUGAACUUAAGUACCUUCCCUUUUUGUGCCGGAAAAGGGAAGUUACCAGACUAAAACUUCCGUUCAGAAUGAGUUUUGGUCUUGUCAGUAAACAACAAAGAUAACAAAACUCUGCAGGGUAUCCGCAGGGUCCUAAAAAGUCUUAAAAUAUUUAAAAUCUAACAAUUUGAAUUUAAGGCCUUAGAAUGUCUAUUAUUCCCUUGAAAUCUCAUAAAACAUCUUAAAUACGAUUUUUAAAGGUCUCAAAAUUGUACUAAAAAUUUGACUAAAUAAACUACAUGCCAUAGGAAUAAAGAUUGAUUUGAAGUAAUGUGAAAUGUUCUGAUUUUCCUUUAUGUCUUUUGUACUUUUUUUUUUCCUGUAUGGAUGUUAAAUUGGUCUUAAAUUGGUUUAUUAUGGUCUUUUAAAAGUAUUACAUUUGAUUUGUUGAUACCUGCAGAGACCCUGCACUGACUAAAUAGCUCUUUACUGAAUCAUUUCAGUAGCUAAACUGAAUAAUUUGUGUGUGUCGUUGGAUAAUUAAAAUAAGGUUGUUCUCCAAAUCUCAUCUGAACAUACAAAAGACUGUGCAUACAAGCUGAACGACUGAUCGGAAACUGUUUUCCCUUGUUUCUUCCCACAGAGAGAUUGACUUUGUGAAGAAAGAAGAGGAGCUGAAAAAGAUGCUAGACGAAAAGGACAAGUGGUACAGGGAGCAGUUGGACAGCUUGCAGUGCAGAGUAAGUCCUCAGUUCUGAAUAACUGUGCUCACUGAUAGUAAGAGCACAAACAGUUUAAUGAGCCACGUUUUGCCCACAGAUAGCUGUCCUGGAGUCAAAGGGCAUCUCAUAUGUGGAGCCUCAGAAUGGUCAGGACACAGCAACCGAGGGGACGCCAAGUAUUGAAGACUCGGUCACCCACACACAAUCUGUCGACUCAUUACUCGGUAUGAUAAAAGGUCACCUGAAUUAAACUCGGUUCAGACCGGAAAUGUGCAUUCCCUACUUUGACAGUGUCAUCUGUUAAACAUUCACUAGCACACAUCAUGAACUCCACUGACCUCUGUCAAUAAUUAAAAUUGUGCACAGUGUCUUAUGACCCACUUGCGAUGCUUGUUUCUCUCCUGCACAGAUCAAGACUGGAGUGAGCUGGUCCCUGAGACCGAACGCUUGGACACCAGUGUACACAGAGCAAAAGGCCUGCUGGCACAGAAAGCCAAACGUCAGCCACCGUCUCGAAACAAACUGAAAGAGAGCCUCGCCGUGGCUUCAGACCACUCUCAGGUCAGCCAGGUCAGCUAAUCAGGAUAUCCUGAUUUAUAUGCCGCAAAAUUCAAUUUCCAAGUUGUACCAGCCUUAAAAUUAAUUAAAGAGUCAGUGAUUUAAAGCAUGAGAUGGAAAAUGAAACUCUCAGACACGGUUAUGGUAAAAAAAAAAGUUUUCCUCAGAACAAACUUAGAGUGACCAACAGUCUGUGUUUCUUCUACAGAGGAGGCACUUGAGUAAUAUUUAGCUUUGUAGGUAUGAAGUCAUCAGUCACAUUAAACACAGGGGGGGAUUUCAUGCAGAGGUGCUUAAUUGUUGAGUCAGUCUUACUGCUUUUGAGGCCUGGCCAAUUUCUUACUGUGUUCAAGCUCAAUUCUUGGUGAACUCAGAUCUGUCAGAAACAGCGAACAGUUAAGGCUGAAUCAACAGUUAUUCACAGCUAUUCCACAGAAGAACAGGGAUCAUUACUGAGAAUCACUGACACACCGAUGACUUCAAGUUGAUCUUGCACCAACAAAUAUAUUUCUUUUCCAGUUUCAGUUUAACUUCAGUGCCAGAGGUUUGUAAUGUACAGUCUUUUUCUACCGGACUGUGUUAAUCAGAUCUGGAGAUCAGAGCUUUAUGUUUUAUAAAUAGUGUCCGUCUCCUCUUCCUUGCAUUGUCCUUGUAAAUAAUUAGCUUUGUCCCCACAGGAAACCGAAGAAGACGAGCAGCAGGAGGAGCAGGAAUCUCCCAGGAGGAGGAGGUCCAUCCAGGAGAGCCUGUCUCUCCCAGUGCCUGUCUGCUAUCCUGAAAAGGGACUGAAAGAUGACCCAGCAGAAAAUCAAGACUUGACCAAGAAUAAGACAGAGCUGUCCAGCAGCCCCUCUUUGUCUCACUCACUGGGAGACAGUGUUGAAAGCUGUGGAAGCCCCUCUUUGUCCCCUCCAAAAGACAACUCUUCACCUCACUCCCCUUCUGGAUUCAUGCGCAAUGUUAAGAAGAGGGAGUCCAAAGGGAAGGGCAAAGAGCUCAAAGGUAUACUGGAGCAAAAUAUCACAGCUGCACUAAAAAAUCUGUUUUUCCUGCUUCAUGUUUGAGUCUGAUCACUGAUGUUUCCUUGCAGAGGAGCUGAAUGAACCCUCAUCUGCUGGGAAACCCAAGAGACGAUUUCCAGACUUUGGGUGAGUUUCUAUUGAUCACUGUCAUGUUUUCAAGUCAGCAACUUUUUGUUGUUGUUUUGUUAUCAACCGUGAGUGUGACACGUUACUGUUUCCAACAGAGGACUGCGAAAAUCAGGAGGCAAAGGAAAAAAACAUGACAAGGAGGCGAUGAGAGCAUCUUUGGACAGCAGGUGUGCUUUCUUAUUAACUUGCCUGUAACUUUCAGCGAUGAUCUAAACAUCAAAUAAGUGUCCACACCUUCUCAUCUUUGCUUUAUAUGUCUUUGAUUCAUCCCGACUUUAUAUGUUGCUGCAAACAUUUACACAAGUCCUACAUUUAAACUGCAAACAAAAGGGUUAUUCACGGUAUGUUUAUUUCAGCUGCAGUGUUUAUGGCAUUUAUGUUCUUUUUGAGAUGUAAAUGUUUAGCUUUCUACUUACUUGCUGCCAAAUCUCCAUACAGCCCCCUUUAUCAGGCGGUAAUAAUAAUGUUAUUGUUAGGAAUGUUAAUGCGGAACAUAUAUAAAGUGGAAAUAUUCCAUGUCUUUCUCUGUCCUCAAAUGUUCAGGGGAUCGGCAGAGUUGCUAGAGGAGUCUGGAGGAAAUCUGUCCCCUGCAGAGUCAUUGUCUUCCAUCCCAACUUGUAUGCCCUUCUCCUGGUUUGGGGACAAAGAGAGGGAUAGAGAGCCCUCAUCUUCCAGCAGCAGUCUGCCAUACACUGCAAACGAGAACAGCAGUGAGCUAUGCCAGGAUCGCAAGAAUAAGGUAUUUAACCAAGGGUGAAGAAGAGCAAAAGUGUUUGCAUGAACAGUUUAAUUUUAUAUCACAUAAGUGAAAUCAAGACGUCUGUAGGAUCAUGACAUGUUGUUCCUCUGAAGUAGAAAAAGCAGACAUGAAUGUAAGGCUGCUUCCAGACACGUGCCGUCUCUGGACUGAUCUUAAAAUAAGCUUCAACAUACAAAGUCUUCAAUAACUGGAUCCAUAUGUCAGCCACCAGAGAGAGUUAACAGUGAAGAUCUGGUGGCUUUUAAUGAGUUUGCAAGUAGUGACACAUCAAAGCCUCCAGUGAAACGCAUGGCUAACUGUCAUACAGGCUGUGGUCAGAAUACAGUUCCCACAAUGCAGUUUAAUAAGUUCAAGAUGCAGACUUGGUUAGGGAGAUCUGAUUACUCUGAGAAAAGUGAAGUUUGUUUGAUUGUUCGUGGUAGUUUUUGUUAAUGCCAUUCUGCCUGGACGUUAAUCUCACUGAACCGUGUUUCCUUCAAACAGACAAGCCUCUCCUGGUCGUCUUUAUUCAGUCGAUCGUUAGAUUUGGUACAGUAUACAUGCAUUCCUGUUCACCUUUGAUUAUAGAUGACACAGUAGAGCAUUACUAACUAAUGUCUCACUUCAAUACAUCCUGUUGUAUGUAUUGAUGUAAUCUCUAUAUCUUCUGUAGUUGGUAUGUGGUAGUGUUAUAACUCAUCUCUUAAAUUUGAUCACAGUCGUAAUAACUGCUGUGUUUUUUUUAAUUCCCCAUCGCUUCAGCCAAAAAUCUUUGUGGCUUUCAUGAGAGGAAAAUAAUGAAGCCAAAAGUAGCUUCUGGUAGGGAUGUAACGAUACCUCGCAAGACUGCCAAAAAUUAUACUCGCAAUGAUGAAUUGGUGAGGCCAUGUAUCAUUUUGUUCAAAUAGCAGAGGUCAUUCUCUGCUUUUGACUUCCAUAUAGCAGUUCAAAUAUUUACCACUAUUACCAAUAACAUAACAAUCGGCUAUAAAUAAGACUGAUCCAUAUUAGGGAUGUCCCGAUCCGAUAUCGAUAUCAGACAUCAGUCCGAUAUCAGCAAAUAACAAAUAUCAGAUUACAUCAGCCUGCAUCUAAAAUCUCAGAUAUAAGCACUUAAAUACAAGAUGUCCAUUCCAGACUAACAAAGUAGGAAGGAGUAGGAGUGAUGUCGGACAUGUGGCAGUAUUUUUCAUUAAAGUCUGAAAAGUGCAAAACUUGUCAUGCAUAAGAAUGUGCUAAUAUCGGAUCAAUAUCGAUAAGGGCUAAUACUGAAGGCGACAACAUCGGUAUCGUAUCGGCAGUAAAAAAGUUGUAUCGGGACACCCCUAAUCCAUAUCCAUCUCUGCCAACCAUUGUCUUCACUGCACAUCCUUAGUGGUGACUUACACCUGCUCUGCACAUCACAGAGAGAAAGAAGGACAAACAGACAAAAUAAAGGCAUAGGUCACAGGUGCUUAUUUUUAAUGUAAUUUUGGAUGUUGAUUGUGCUUUAAGCUGUUUUUAUUUACUAUUGUAACCAUACAAACCUGUGGGGAUGCCUCAAGUGUCCUUUCAAAGUAAAAGCUUUUUUAAAUAAAGUAGUUACCUAGAAUCAGGGCAGUAAAAAUGUAGAAAAGAAGCAUCACAAAAACAGUUUUAUGGGGCAUAAACUUACGAACCUGCACCCUGGGAAAAUGUGAAUAAACAGUACCAGCUUUAUAAAUGGUAUCAUUAUCAUUUAGUGUAUUGUUACAUCCCUUGUUUCUGGGACUUGUUGUACCAGCUGAUCAGAUCAUCAGAAGUUAACUGCUUUAAUAAUACAAACUCAUGUUGCACAACCUGCUUUAUUUGGUGUAUAAUUCCUAAACUCGAGACGACCGCCUGCAUAUUUAAAUUUCAAAUAAAGACGAUCGAAUGAUUUGUUCUAAUAAAUCAUUACAGGCAUCUACUAAACUGAAACAUUACCCCAUACCUGACGUGUGUGUGCUUGUUUUUCAGUAGAAGUAGUCGUGUGCUGGUUGCUGUAGAGUAGACGUUGUUGAUGUAGUUCUGGUGGUGGAUUGAUUUGAUUGAUUCGUGUAACAAAGUAGUCGAUCUUCUUUCUGUCUUUCACAUGUUGAUGAUCAAAGUCACUCACUGUUCACGUAAAUGAUCUGGAUUGCUGCCACUGCAUUAACAGCUGAAUCAUUAAUACCAUUAAUCUAAAUUUUCCGGUUUAAUUCAGUCCUCACUCCUGUGUUGUUUGCAAAGACCUGUUGUUUGGUGAUGUUUGACUGCAGUAAAUUGGUUCCUUGUUUCCACUUGUUCCAGAGUUUUUCAGUCAUAGAUGAUUCUAACCCUGCCAGUCCCAGUUCAGACAUCUCUGGGUUAGUCGCUGAGCCCAAUCUGUCUGGGCGCUCACACACUUUAAUCUUCUCUUCCAGCGAGGUGAGUGCUCUCCUUGUUGCACAGACACAAAAGCUGUGUGGGACGCCUUGAUGCAGCUGAAAGGGGACAUUCUCAAGCAUGCUCUUUGAGCUUCCCCUCGGCUUUCAUAGCUGAGAUUAAAUAGUGAAUGCAGAGGGAACAGAAAAGAGCUGCAUGUGUGUGUGUUUUUGCGUGUGUUUGUAUCAAAGCUGUUCAGUUUUGUGUUACGAAAAGUGUUGCCGCUCAGCUUUCUUUCAGUCAGAUGUGAUGUUCUUAGCUUGCUUCUAUUGGAACCAUCAACUAGUGCCUCAUGUUCUUUACAAGCUUUGGCAGACCACAGAACAAUGUUGACCGCCUCGCUGUCUGCUGGCCCGUGUUUUUUUUUUUACUCGUGUCAGUGUCAAGUGUCUCAGCUUUCCUCAAACAGAAUCAAGAUACACACAGAGAGCUGCAGCUGAGAAUGUUAUUGGCAUGACUUCAUUGUCAUUGCACGUCUGUUUUUUUGCUGUGUCAGCUUUGGGAUGUCUAUCUCAGCAGACUUUAAUUUACAACUUCUUUUUUUGUUUGAUGUGAAUCUACUGUGGUUAUCUUUACCUUUUAUGAUGUUUGAACGUUUUUCACCUUAAUGAUGGAUAAACAUGCACACAAAGGAAAGUGACUUGAUGACACGAAACUACUUGAGCUUUGUGGUCGUUUUCAUAGUGUGUUUAUAUUUUAAUUCUGUUUGUGUCUGUGUAUGUGUCCUCCAUAGACUCUGGAUGAUGAGCCGAUAGCUUCAGGAAAGGAGUAUCAGUGGCAAAACCGACCUGUUAGUGACUGGACCAUUAACCAGGUCUGUCACUGGCUGAUGGGCAUGAAUAUGGACCAGUACACACCUGAAUUCACGGCUAAGGGAGUGGACGGCCAGCAGCUCUUACAGCUGGACAGUGACAAGCUGAAGGUGAGUUUUCAAAUCAAGUUAGUAAGAAAUUCAUCAGGGUGGUCUUUAUGAUGUAACAAUGAUGGCUCAAUAUGAUAAAGUUGAAGAUGUCGCCAAAGACCCCAGCAUAUUAGUUAGCCAACCUCAGCCUUUGACUGCCACCUUGUGGCUGCAGAUAUUCUCUCCCAUUUUUAUAAUUCUGCACAGUUUCCCCUUGGAGAGGAAAAGCAUAUAGAGCAGUGGUCCCCAACUUUUUUUGUACCAGGGACCAGUUUCAUGCAGGAAACUUUUUCCAAGGACCGGGUAGGGGAGCGGAGGUUCCAAUAACAAAAACCUUAAUCAGUACAUAGUAUGUAAUCUGGAUACAACAAUAACAUUUUAUAUUAGGCACUUUUCAUUACACUUUAACAUCAACUCACCAUAAUGCAGAAUCAACCCUUUCUCUCUCCAGUAAACUCUAUUUCUGGCUCAUUUUUGCAAGGGCAAGCGCGAAAGUGAGGUGAUGGCGGAAGUGGUGGUCUUUCAAAAUAAAAUACUGGAAGGACGGAUGAAAAGAAAAAAAUAUAUUUAAUCAACUUUUUUUUUUUUUGCGGCCUGGUACUAAUUGAUCCACGGACCGGUACCAGUCCGGGGCUCGGUGGUUGGGGACCAGUAGUGAGAGAGAGGUCUAUAGAGAGGUUCUGGAUGAGAACAUUUUUGUCAUCCCUCUAUAUUGUUGCUCGAUCUUGUGAUUUUUUUUUUUUUAAGAAAUGUACAAAUGUCACCUGAAAUUAGAGGCAGGUGAAUAACUUUGAUUUUAUUGUUGUGAAGCCGUCAUUAACAGUUACUUUGUAUGAUGGUCAAACAAGCAAAUUUCAUAUUUCACACUACAUUCAUAAUAUUUUUUUUAAAGCAAAAACCUCGACAUCUUCCUGUCUUUACAUCUCCCACUUGCCUGCCUUGUAGCUUCUGCAUGUCAUGUGAUAAGAUAACCGUUUUUGAGCAGGCUCUAGGUGCACAAACUUUUGGGUAACUUUUCAGACGUGGUGGUAUUCUAAUAAAUCUGUGCAUUUGUUCUUUCAGGCUCUUGGUGUGUCGAGUCAGAGCGACCGCUCAACGAUCAAGAAGAAGCUGAAGGAAAUGCGUAAGGCCCAGGAGAAGCUGGAGAAACAGAGAGAGAAAAAGGAGAAGGAGGGUCGACGCAGUGGAAGACUGCCACUCAAUAGUGACUCAGUCUGCUGAGGAAGAGGCAGCUCUGUUUUUAAACUCAUGCAGCUCAUAAAGUUCAUCCCAGUCGGAGUUCUGAGUACCUUUUUUUUUUUUAAUACUGUGGUGCCACGACGUUUAUGUCACAUGGUGUUUACGUGAACAACCAGAGAGUAUGACUGCCAGUGCUGUUCCUGUUCUGACUGAUGAGAGUCAUCUUCAACCUGCAGCUCCUCAUCUUUUCUUCUUUUAUCACUUUUAAUUCAGACAUUUUAACUUAAAGUCAAAGAAUGUUGAAAGUUGGAUAUGUGACCAAAAAGGAACUUUUUUUUUUUACCACUAAAAAGCUCGAAGCUGAUAUGAUUAGAAGUCUGUUUAAGAUCAGAUGUAGUGUUUGCAGAUCAUGCACACGUUUACCUAUGGAAGUAAGAUGUAUACUGCUUUUUUCAGCAUUUUAUAUUUUUGCUAGAUGAACUUGUUUCAACGCUGGAACAGUUAUUGUACAGUCGGAUAAAAGCACUAUAUUUGUCAUUUAAGCUUCAAAGGGCGACAAGGUUUUAAAUGUAUGACUAAGUUUUAUACAUGUGCCUAUUAACUGCAUAUCUUUUUUUUUUAUUUACUGAAAUACCAUUGUUCAUUUUAUACUAUCUAAAUUUCUACUAAGUAGAAUAGCCAUGCUGUUGAUUUUUGCUGGUGAAAAAGCUACAAAAAAGUUAGAUGGGAUGAGGUUAAUGCUGCUUCUGCUGUCCCUGACUCUGGCUGUGUGUCGCUGGGAUGGGACAUUGAUGCUCCACAUAAAUACACACACGGCAUGCAGGUCUGCUACAAACUCACACACACACACACACACCUCACGGGUUUGUAAGAUGUGUCUAAGACAAGGACUUGUGUGAGUCGGGAGCACAGCGUCACAUAUGCCAAGCUGAAAGAUGAAUUAUUCAGAAACUCAAGUGCUUCGAUUUUUUUUUUUUCACGCAUGACUCCAUGUCCUGCAAAGACUGAGACGUGUUGGACUGCUAAACGAUCAUGUUUUCCUCUCUUUGAGCAGAAGAGACAUUUCUUGGUACAUACAGCAUCAAAUAAACUAAUUUUCACUCGGUGGAUUCGCUCUUUCUUCCAGGGUUCUUACGCAAGUAUGGAAGUAGUUUGAUGAAUUUCCAGGUCUUAAAAAGUAUGGUAAAAAAGAAGUAAAGUAUUGAAAAAUAUCUAUGUUUCCAUACUAUUACCACAGUUUUAAAAUACUGUUUUUUAAAAAAUAAAGUAGGUAUUUCCAAAAAUAAUUCUAAGAGGUAGGGUAUGGAAAAAUGUGGAAAUUCCAACUGUGUAGGAACCCUGUUCUUUGCAAAGUCUAAAUUUACCUUGGAAACAAAGAAAACUUUAAAACUGACACAAAUUGAAUCAAGUCUUUGGAAAAACCACCUGUUACUACCUCACAUUAAAGCAGUAACAACUUUACCAAUACGCUUCUGUGAGUGGCAGGGUUGGAACUGUUUUAGCGAUUGAAAAGCCUGCUUAACUAUUCCAUUUUUAAUCGUAAUGUAACAUAACUGUGCUGUACUAGUUUAUUUCUAUUUUAAGUAAACUGUGUGAGCCCUCCUCU
Messenger RNA from Xyrichtys novacula (pearly razorfish), 31422 nucleotides. NCBI's taxonomy places the organism in Eukaryota, Metazoa, Chordata, Actinopteri, Labriformes, Labridae. The record is from the annotation of a GenBank genome assembly.